This is a messenger RNA of Pteronotus mesoamericanus, 1215 nucleotides long. RefSeq names its product double C2 domain alpha (gene DOC2A). Gene Ontology annotation, biological process: spontaneous neurotransmitter secretion; regulation of calcium ion-dependent exocytosis; exocytosis. NCBI's taxonomy places the organism in Eukaryota, Metazoa, Chordata, Mammalia, Chiroptera, Mormoopidae. The transcript is spliced from 10 exons. Gene Ontology annotation, cellular component: membrane; synapse. The coding region runs from base 10 to 1215 and encodes 401 amino acids. The record is from RefSeq and is a predicted model, not a curated record.
GGGUGCUGCAUGAGGGGCCGCAGGGGCGAUCGCAUGACCAUCAACAUCCAGGAGCACAUGGCCAUCAACGUGUGCCCUGGGCCCAUCCGGCCCAUCCGCCAAAUCUCUGACUACUUCCCCCGCCGGGGACCAGGACCUGAAGGGGGUGGUGGGGGCUUUGGGGGGGGCCCUGCUCGGCUGGCCCCCCUGGCCCUAGCACCCCCUGCAGCCCUCCUUGGAGCCACCACGCCUGAGGAUGGAGCUGAAGUGGACAGCUAUGACUCGGACGAUGCCACUGCCCUGGGCAUGCUGGAGUUUGACCUUCUCUAUGACCAGGCCUCCUGCACUUUGCACUGUAGUAUCCUCAGGGCCAAGGGCCUCAAGCCCAUGGACUUCAAUGGCCUGGCGGACCCCUACGUCAAGCUGCACCUGCUGCCUGGAGCCUGCAAGGCCAAUAAGCUAAAAACUAAGACUCAGAGGAACACUCUGAAUCCUGUGUGGAAUGAGGACCUGACAUACAGUGGAAUCACAGAUGAUGACAUCAGCCACAAGGUGCUCAGGAUCUCCGUGUGUGAUGAGGACAAGCUGAGCCACAAUGAGUUCAUCGGUGAGAUCCGCGUGCCGCUCCGCCGCCUCAAGCCCUCACAGAAGAAGCAUUUUAAUAUCUGCCUUGAGCGCCAGGUCCCGCUGGCUUCACCCUCUUCCAUGUCGGCAGCGCUGAGGGGCAUCUCCUGUUACCUGAAGGAGCUGGAGCAGGUGGAACAGGGGCCUGGGCUGCUGGAAGAGCGAGGGCGCAUCCUGCUGAGCCUCAGCUAUAGCUCACCUCGCCGGGGGCUGCUGGUGGGCAUCGUACGCUGUGCCCACUUGGCUGCCAUGGAUGUCAACGGCUACUCUGACCCCUAUGUCAAGACGUACCUGAGGCCGGAUGUGGAUAAGAAAUCCAAGCAUAAAACAGGUGUGAAGAAGAAGACUCUCAACCCAGAAUUUAAUGAGGAGUUUUUCUAUGAGAUAGAGCUCUCAGCUCUGGCCACCAAGACUCUGGAAGUCACAGUCUGGGACUAUGACAUUGGCAAAUCCAACGACUUCAUUGGUGGUGUGUCCCUGGGGCCAGGCGCCCGGGGAGAGGCCCGGAAGCACUGGAGUGACUGUCUGCAGCAGCCAGACACAGCCCUGGAGCGCUGGCACACCUUGACUAGCGAACUGCCCCCUGCAGCUGGGGCUCUGCCCUCAGCCUGA